AUGUCUCUAUUAGUUUCAGAUUGUUCCCCUUGGAGGUCCAGUGAUUUGUUUUCUUGCUACACCAAACCCACAUAUCUUUUUCUCUCUGACAGACUUUUAGAAUUCGACGAAGGCAUAGAAGCGCUCGAAGCGGCCAUCGAAUUCAAAACCGACUCAAUCAACACGCAAAAGAACAAGUUGGGCGUUGAAAAACCCGAAUUCUCACAGAACGAGUUAGUGGCAAAACUAAACAGCUUGGGUCGAGAAGACGCCAUAUUCCUGCUAUCAAAAUAUUUCGAGAAAGUGAUCUCUCAUCGCGAGAAUGAACGAAAACAGCAAGUGAAGUGCGACGAUAUGACUCUCCGUGUUGACGAGCAAGACCGCGUGAUCAGGGAACUGGAACGAGGGUUCCAGCAGGCGGAUUUGCGGGCUGAACGCAGGCUAACUGAUCAGGCAAAGGAGUAUGAACAGCGAGUACAGUUCCUUAUGAAACAAGUCAAUGAUAUGGAGCAGCACACAAGGUAAGGUUCUAUCAGUUCACUGAGCUGCGUAUAUAUCUGGAGCGAGAAGUCGGGUCCAAAAAGUCAGCUUUGUGUUAACCGCGCAGACAAAAACAAUAGAAAGGGACUGGAAUUGACGUCCUAUAGCUUUUCAAUUUCCGCCAUCUUGGCAUAGCCAAUUGCCCACGUAAAAAUCUCACAAUUUGUCAACAAGAUGUGUUCGCAUCAGGCUUGUAGCAAGCUUGUCAACAAGUUGUAACAAUGUUGUUAUUUUAUCAAGUUGCUACAAGGUUGUCACUCACAACUUGUCAACAAGAUGUGUUCGCAACAGGCUUGUAGCAAGCUUGUCAACAAGUUGUAACAAUACUGUUAUUUCAUCAAGUUGCUACAAAGUUGUCACUCACAACUUGUUGACGAUAACAAGUUGUUGGAACAACCUGUAACAAGUUUGUUGAGCUCAACAACCUUGUAGCAAGCUUGUCAACAAGUUGUAACAAUGCUGUUAUUUUAUCAAGUUGCUACAAGGCACACAACUUGUUGACAAAUUGUUGAAUUGUAGGACGAUAACAAGUUGUUGGAACAACUUGUAACAAGUCUGUUGAGUUCAACAACCUUGUAGCAAGUUGUUAAGAAGAUAUAACAAUGUUGUUUUUUUAUCAAGUUGCUACAAGGUUGUCACUCACAACUUGUUGACAAAUUGUUGAAUUGCAGGACGAUAACAAGUUGUUGGAACAACUUGUAACAAGUUUAUUGAGCUCAAUAACCUUGUAGAAAGUUGUCAACAAGUUGUAACAAUGCUGUUAUUUUAUCAAGUUGCUACAAGUACAAAGUUGUCACUCACAACUUGUUGAAUUGUACAGUAGGACGAUAACAAGUUGUUGGAACAACUUGUCAACAAGAUGUGUUUGCAUCAGGGUUGUAGCAAGCUUGUCAACAAGAUGUAACGAUGCUGUUAUCAAGUUGCUACAAGGUUGUCACUCAUAACUUGUCGACAAGUUGUUGAAUUGCAGCAUGAUAAUAAGUUGUUGGAACAACUUGUAACAAGUCUGUUGAGCUCAACAACCUUGUAGCAACAAGCCGUUCACAACCUUGUAGCAACAAGCCGUCAACAAGCUGGAAACAAGCAGUGCGAACUCAUCCUGUUGACAAGUUGUUGGAACGGCAUUGUUACAAGUCUACUGAAGGUUUAUGCUGAACGUGUGUAGUUCUGUCGAAACAUCGUAAACAUGUCUUAUCUAAGAGAUGUAUUUCUUGACUUUAAUCAGUGAGAAAGAUGGUCGUAUUCACGAGCUCGAGAAGGACUUGUAUUACUACAAGAAAGUCAGUCGAGACUUGAAGAAGAGGCUGCGAGAACUGGCCGGGAAAGAUGGAGUACUGGACUCUAUGCAAACUAUGAGCGUACAGAGCGAGGCACCGUCUGAAGCUGAGCUUAGGUUGACUGUCGAGGUGAAGAGUCAGGAUAAGAAAGAGAAUAAAUUUUCUGAUGGAAAUAUUAAGGUAAUGUUAGUUUUUGUUUGCAACAAAUGCACAUGUAAAAACGCGCACGUUUUACGAUCUGCAAACAAGUUUUAACAAAGGUGUUGUCAAGCAGAUAUCAGGUUCGCACUGCUUGUUCCCAAUUGUUGUGACAAGUCUGGAACAAGUUGUUAACACCUUGUUACAAGAUCGAUGACGGCAACAGACUUGCUACAAGUUGUUCUAACAAGACUAAUACAGGCUGUUCGUAACAAGUUGCUACGAGCUUGUUGUCAUCAACUUGUGAACAACUUGUUACGUGCAGACGAUAUCAGACUUGUUGGAACAACUUGUUGCGAGUCUGUUGGCCUCAUCAACCUUGUUACAAGAUGAUUACAACUUGUUCCAGACUUGUCAACAACUGCGAACAAGCAGUGAGGUUUUCACGCGUGUAGUCGUAGGGUAAAGAACAAUUGUUUUGGAAACUGGUCAUCUCAUUUCUCUAGGCUGCACAAGUAAAAAUCUCACAUCUUGUAGCAAGUCUGCCAACAAGCCGUCAACAAGUUGUGUUCGCACUGCACGCGUAAAAACGCACAAGUUGUAACAAGCCUGCAAACAAGAUGUUACAAGUCUGUUCACAAGCUGUCAACAAGUUGUGUUCGCAUUGCUUGUUUCCCAGUUUGCUGUAACAAGUUUGGAACAAGCUGUUAACAACUUGUAACAAGCUUGAUGGCAUUGUCAGCCUUGUUACAAGACUGUGCUAACAAGUUUGUCACAGCCAUGAUAUAACAAGGAUGUUAAAGGUUGUCAACACAAGGUUGUAACAAUCUUGUUAUAUCAAGCAUGGCACAGAUUUGUCAGAACAACCUUGCAACAACUCUGAUAAUUUCGACAAGGUUGUUACAAGUUGUCAACAAGUUGUUCAAAACCUGUUGACAACUUGUGACAAGCAGUACGAAUACAUCUUGUUGACGGCUUGUUGGCAGACUUGUUACAAGAUGUGAGAUUUUUACGUGUGUAGUACUGCUUGGUCCUAGUUGUUGGAACAAGUUUGUUAACAACUUGUAACAACCUUGUUGAUAUUAUCAGACUUGUUGCAAAGUUGUUCCAACAAGUCUGAUGCAGUCAUGAGUCAUGACAUGACAAUAUAAAUAUUGUUAUACCAUCAACCGUGUAACAUUCUUGUUAUAUCAUGACUGUAUCAGACUUGUUAGAACAACCUUGUAACAAGUCUGAUAAUGCCAUCAAGCUUGUUACAAGUUGUUAGCAGCUUGUUCCAAUCUUGUUACAAUAACUGGGAACAAGCAGUGCGAACACAACUUGUCGACAGCUAGUUUUUACUUGUCUACCAGGCGCUGUUGAUAUCUCACAGAAGUUCAGAAACGAUUAUAAGCCCUCAAGAAUAAUUUGAUCUAUUUUGUGUAGACCGUAAUGGACAAGGUAGCUGGAGGUCAACCUUCUACUCCUGUGCGAGUGUCGCGAAAAGAUCUGAGGGAAUUAAG
Paramuricea clavata is the source of this 3436-nucleotide messenger RNA. The record is from the annotation of a GenBank genome assembly. NCBI's taxonomy places the organism in Eukaryota, Metazoa, Cnidaria, Anthozoa, Malacalcyonacea, Plexauridae.